UAGAAAAACUUAAAUACAUUAACUAUUUUUGGUCAUUACAUAAAAAUGAUUUUACUCCCAGUUCUAUAAGCAGUGAUAUUUAUAUAUUUGUAUCUAUAGCAAUAUGAAAGAAGAACCAACUAGAGAUGGUGGUAUCAGGUGGAUGUCAUGGGUAAUUGGCAGUAGCAAGAACGUUCAACGAAAUGAUGAUACUAUACCUGGGAAACAUCGUUUAUGGCAGUUGAUUCAAAUGAGAAGAAUACACGGGAGUAAAGUUGGUGGUACAGGUCGGAUGUUAUCGUCAAGUGAAAAACUUAGCCUUACACCACUAAUUUUUCGUCAGAGUUCUACCGUUGACGGGGAUGUAUGUUUGUUGACAGAUAGCCCUUACAGAAUUUUGAGAGCUGCCGAAAGUGGCAACUUAGAUGAUUUCAACCGUCUUUUUAUAGCAGAACCAGCUCGUCUUGAUGUGAGAGAUUCAAAAGGUCGAGCAGCCGUACAUCAAGCAGCUGCCAGAAAUAAAUUAAAUAUAUUACAAUUUAUUCGUAACCACGGUGGAGAUUUGAACUUAAAAGAUUCUUUUGGAAACACUCCAUUGCACAUAGCAAUUGAACACAAUUCUCUGGACGCAGUGGAAUAUUUGUUUCAAAAUGGUGCUGACCCGAGUGCAUUAAAUGACAAAAAGCAAGCGGCUUUACACUUAGCGGUCGAGCUAAACCGUGUAGCCGUUCUUCAAGUAAUGUGCAAAUUUAAAGAUCGGAUUGAAAUCGGCCAAGGUGGCAAACAUGGUAGGACAGCACUUCACUUGGCUGCCAUACACGAUAAUGACGAAUGCGCACGUAUAUUGGUCACAAGUUUCGCAGAUUCAAAAUUAAAAUUUUCCAUUGACGAAGAUACUAUACCGAAUCGAAAGUCAUAUAGUUUCAGUUUCUUAUGUUCAAUAUUCAAAAUGUGCCUGACGUGGAAAUAUACUAAAUAUUAUAAGAAACGGUGCAAUAUUUGUCCGAUAAAGAUGCGAGACCUGGGUGCUGAUAAUAGACAACCCUGUCACAAUGGAUAUUACCCAAUUCACGAAGCAGCAAAAAAUGCAGCGUCCAGAACGAUGGAAGUACUUUUGCAAUGGGCUGAGAGCAGAGGCAAUUCAAGACAUCAAAUGAUAUCGUUUUUCGACGCCGAGGGAAACGUACCGCUUCACUCUGCAGUACAUAGUGGAGAUUUUAAGGCUGUGGAAUUAUGUUUGAAAUCUGGAGCGAAAAUUUCAACUCAACAAUAUGAUUUGUCCACUCCAGUUCAUUUGGCUUGUGCUCAAGGAGCCAUAGACAUAGUCAGAUUAAUGUUUGGUUUACAGCCUGACGAAAAGGCCCAGUGUUUAUGUUCUUGUGAUGUACAGAAAAUGACGCCACUUCAUUGUGCUGCUAUGUUUGACCGAUCUGAAAUCGUACAAUAUCUUAUAGAAGAGGGAGCCGACAUAAACGCUUUGGAUAAAGAAAGUAGAUCUCCAUUGCUGUUAGCUGCCAGUAGGUCGGGAUGGAGGACAGUUGCAAGUUUAAUUCGAUUAGGCGCUGACAUUCAAGUUAAAGAUUCCAGCAAAAGAAAUGUCUUACAUUUAGUAGUUAUGUAUGGAGGAAGACUUGACGAAUUUGCUCACGAGAUCACAAUGGCAAACCAUCAAGGAGCUUUGGAAUUGUUAUUGAAUGAAAAAGAUAAUACUGGAUGUUCACCUUUGCAUUACGCAAGUAGAGGUGGGCACAUACGAAGUUUGGAAAGCUUAAUUCGACUAGGAGCAUGUGUGAAUAUAAAAAAUUAUAACGGCGAAAGCCCUUUACACUUUGGUGCUAGGUAUGGGAGAUAUAAUAUAGUCAAAAGAUUAUUGAAUUCAGAAAAGGGGGCUUUUAUUAUAAAUGAAUCGGAUGGCGAAGGACUUACACCUUUACAUAUAGCAUCUCAACAAGGACAUACAAAAGUAGUGCAAUUAUUCUUGAACAGAGGAGCCUUAUUGCAUCGCGAUCACAAAGGUCGUAAUCCUUUACAUUUAGCUGCUAUGAGUGGUCAUACACAAACAAUAGAACUAUUACAUUCUGUACACUCACAUCUACUAGAUCAAUGUGAUAAAGAUAAAAAUACAGCUUUGCAUUUAGCGACUAUGGAGAAUAAACCAAAUGCUAUAACACUGUUACUGUAUAUGAACUGUAAAUUAUUAUUCAACUCUUUAGAUUUGAGUGCAAUUGAUUACGCAAUUUACUAUAAGUUUCCCGAGGCUGCACUAGCGAUGGUUACUCACGAUUCAAGAGCUGAAGAAAUAAUGACAUUGAAAUCAGAUAGGCACCCUUGUGUUACAUUGGCGUUGAUCGCAUCCAUGCCACGUGUUUUUGAAGCUGUACAAGACAAAUGCAUAACAAAAGCUAAUUGUAAAAAAGAUUCCAAACAAUUUUAUAUAAAGUAUUCAUUCUCAUGUCUUCAAUGUCCAAUGGUUCAAAAAAAUGGAGCGACUGGUACAUUAAAACCCACUCCGUUGCCUGCCUUGAAUGCAAUGGUCAACCAUGGUAGAGUUGAACUCUUAGCACAUCCAUUAAGUCAAAAGUAUUUACAAAUGAAAUGGAAUACAUAUGGAAAAUACUUUCAUCUUGCACAUUUAUUGUUCUACACGAUAUUUUUAAUAUUUGUAACUUUAUUUUCCUCUCAACUAAUGGUUUACAAUAAUCAAGAUAAUAUGUAUAAUGCUACGAGUAAUGCACUAUUAACUGUCGAUACUACGACAAAUGUAGCCACGCUUAAGACAGUAGCAGUUAUGAUUGUCAUUUAUGUGUUCAUGAACAGCGCUCGUGAAGGGAUUCAAUUCUAUCAACAAGGAUGGCCAUACCUAUUGGAUCCCACGAAUGUUGUGGCGAUAUUGUUAUAUUUUUCAGCUAUAGCCAUGAUUGCACCGAUAUUAACAAAUUGUUUGCCUGAGUAUCAAAUAUCUUUUGCUAGCAUAACUGUAUUUCUUAGCUGGUUCACGUUACUUCUUAAUCUACAGAGAUUCGAUCAGGUAGGAAUAUACGUUGUUAUGUUUCUCGAAAUCUUACAAACCUUGAUCAAAGUACUGCUCUUAUUUUCUAUAUUAAUUGCUGCUUUUGGUUUAGCGUUUUACAUUUUAUUAUCGAGGGGUAAUCAUUUGUCAUUUAGUACGAUACCAAUGUCAUUAUUACGGACUUUUGCAAUGAUGUUGGGUGAAAUAGAUUUACUGGGAACUUACAUACAACCUUUGUAUGCUGAAGACGACGACCAAGAAAAUGGUCAGGCUAGAACGCCUAGAACUAUACCAUAUCCAGUCCCCGUGUUUUUGAUGCUUGGCGUAUUUAUGGUUCUCAUGCCUAUUCUUCUAAUGAAUCUACUUAUUGGUUUGGCUGUUGGUGAUAUAGAAUCUGUCAGACGAAAUGCACAGCUUAAAAGACUAGCGAUGCAGGUUGUGCUGCAUACAGAGCUGGAACGCAAGUUGCCACGCGUGCUGAUGGAAAAGAUCGAUAAAGCGGAACAGAUCGAAUAUCCAAACGAAAGAAAAACAAAAAUGGGCUUUUUGGAUUUUAUCUUGCGAAAAUGGUUUUGUAACCCGUUCUCUGAUGACGCAAUCGAAAUGGUAUUAGAAAAUAAUGAAAAUCAUUUGGCUGACGAGAUUGGAAAAGUAAAAGAUCGAUUGAAAACGAUCACUAGCUCGCUUGAAAACCAACAAACAUUUCUCCGUCUAAUUAUACAAAAAAUGGAAAUUAAGACUGAAGAAGAUGAAGUGGAUGAAGGCGUGUCAGCUAAAGAAAUGGCGUUCACGAAUAAUAUAAACGGGAAAUGGUCUUCACCAAGAGUUAGAACAAAACUUAAAACGUCUUUUAGUUUUUCUAAAUGUCACACUAAAUAGUUCAAUGUAAUAUUUAGUAGUAAAUAGAUUAAAUAUACCUGCAGUGUGUCUUACCGUGUUUAUCUUGAUAAUAUAUUGUCACACGCCCACUAUAUUUUGUGCAAUAUAUUAUACUUCUUUACCAGCAUCAUGUUGUCUAUAAACGGUUAGGUUAUAUUACGCGACACGAUUGACGUAUACGGAUCGUAGACCUGAGCAAAAUACGAAGCGAUUCGUCAAAGUCGAAGUGUGAUAAUUAGUUGUACGGGGUUCGACAACCGUCUUGCACAAAUGAAUAUACAAAGAAUAGAUAUAAUCAUAAUUUAAUUUUUAAAAUAUUUGGCACAAAUUAGCUCUAUGGAUUAAGACCGUUUAAGGAUGUGAAAAAAAGCAAACUAGUUAUUUUUUUUUUAUAAAUUAAUAUAAUAAACGUACCUAUAGGUUUAUAUAUAUUACGGAUAUAAGUUUUAAAAUUGAAUGACAGAGACUAACACGGUGAUACACUUUGCUUGUAUAUAAUUAUAUACAUUUAAAUAUCGAUACUCUACUGUUGAUUAUAGAGUUAUUACUAGAAACUUAUAUUAUUAGUAUAAUGUUGUAUUUUCACAUAGAUAUAUAAAUAUAUAGCACAGGCGAUCACAGUAUUUGUUUAGGAACGCAUUCUCUAUAUUAUUUUGGACCAUAGGCGCAAUUUCAAUAAAAAAAAAACCGAGGGUGCUUAAGCUCUUCAUUUUUCAGUCAUAGCGUUGAAUCGCUGCAGAAUGUGAUAUUAUAUAAAAAAUAUUUGAGGGUGCUAAUUUUAAAAUUGGGGGUGUUAAUACACCCUAAAGCCCGCUAAUUGCGCCUAUGUUUCGGACUACAUAACAUUGUUACGACCUUUAUCCAAGAAUAGGUCUGUUUUUGAUUUUGUUUUUUUGCAACAGGAUUUAUUUGUAAAAACAAGUUUUAUGUUUAUUUGCUUUAUCUUAAAUUUUGCCACAUUUUUGGUUUGUGCAGGCGCUCUUGUAGCCAAGUUUUAAUUAAAAUUUUGAAGAGGAAUAUCUUUAACUGGUUGGUUUGAUUUAAAGAAACACAACCUUUUUUAAAUAAAUAUUUAUCUAAAAUAAUAAUUAUAGAACGGUUUUAUUUUUACGUAAAAUACAAAUUAAUAUUUACAAUAAAUAAAUUAUAAUCCAUAUCUACUAAAUAAAACAAUUUAUAUUUUAAACAAUUAAUUCAUAUAUGAACUUAAUUUUGUGUUCAUAUACGAACACCAAUACUAUUUAAAAAUGUAUUACUUAGGGUUAUUUUUAAUAAUAUGUUUCAUUAUUCAGAUACAGGAUGAUUAUUUAAUUAAUUAAUCAUAGUACAAUUUUGGUUCGCCAUUAAUUUAUCAAUAUGUAAAGUUCAAUGUUUCUCUAAAACAUUAAAAAACCAAAAUUUGUUUAAAAAGUGUUAUGUUCUAAAGUUAUUAUUUAAGCAUUAAAAAAGGGCUCUUUCAAUAAUUGUGAAAGCAAUGAGGCGAACAAAGUUUGAAUUAUUUCAAAAUAUAAAGUCUUGUGUAUAACAGUUAAUAACUACCUAAUAAUUUAAAGUUUAGAAAUAAUAAUUGUCCUGUAUUAUUUAUUGACUGAUAUGUUAUGUUAAUAAUCAUCCUGUGUAUGUAUACAUUUAUUAACUGCAUAUUAUAUUUUAAUGUUAUGUAGUAUUAAGCGUUUAAACUGUAUUGACAAUUGUAUCAAUAUAGAUGAAAGCCUGAUAUGAAAUCGAAUUCUUGUAUGUGAUAAUUUAUUAUUGAAUAGUUUUAAACGUUAUAGUAGUUAAACUUGUGGUGGCUAUCCUAGUAGAUAUUAUAUUGUGACGUUGUGUUGAUUGUGCUGCUGACAUAUUUGGCUUCCUUCUAUAAAUAUUUUGUAUGCCACAAAAUACUUGAAUACCUAUAAAAUUCGAUGUUUCAAUUGUUUGGCCAUUUUUGGUUGAAAAACAAAGAUAUUAAAUUCAUAACCCCUUCAUUAGCCCAAAUGUCAUAAAUGCCACUAAUGCAAUCAUCAUAAUACAUAAUGGGAUAUACCUGCCAUCAGAAAUAUAAUUAUAUUAUGAUGAAUAACAAUUUAUAGAGAAUAACACUUUUCGAUUAAAAUAUCUAUUAACCAAUGACAA
This is a messenger RNA of Rhopalosiphum padi (bird cherry-oat aphid), 5986 nucleotides long. It is a transcript of the gene TrpA1, whose product is annotated as transient receptor potential cation channel subfamily A member 1. The transcript has 21 exons. The record is from RefSeq and is a predicted model, not a curated record. NCBI's taxonomy places the organism in Eukaryota, Metazoa, Arthropoda, Insecta, Hemiptera, Aphididae. Gene Ontology annotation, biological process: monoatomic ion transport; transmembrane transport. Gene Ontology annotation, molecular function: protein binding; monoatomic ion channel activity. Bases 104 to 3868 code for a protein of 1254 amino acids. Gene Ontology annotation, cellular component: membrane.